AUGGAGGACAACACUCAAUCGUUUGGGGCGAUUUGGAAAUGUUUUAUUUGCAGUACUUUUAUUGCUGUGACCUUAAAAGCUUUGAUGGGCCAUUACUUCGCAGUGCAUAGCAACGAGCCUAACUUUUUGGUGAAAUGUGGAGUUGAUAAUUGCCCUGCUAUAUUUCGAAGAUACCACUCAUUCUACAAACACGUGUCCAACAACCACAGGCAAGUCUACGACAGCAAUACAGAAGGGGUUGGUCAAGCAACGAUCCCUAUAAUACAAAUAAAUCCAUUUGCAAUCAAUGACGAAGAAGAUGUUGAUGAGCAUGGACCUGGCAAUUCCAAUAUUUCAUCGAGUGAGUCAGAGUCAGAAAGUGCUAGUGGCAGUGACUGGGAGUUAAUAUCUGACAAUAGUGACCCAAAUGAAAACCCGACGGAAAAUCAGAGCUUUGAUUUCCACCGAAAUGAAGCACUAUUUGUGCUAAAGGUCAAGGAAAGGAACAGUAUAACCCAGGUGGCACUUGAUAAUAUAAUUGAUUGCACAUCAAACAUUGUCAAUAGUGCCUUAAAUGUUGCAAAGAGAAAUAUAAUUAGUGCAUUGGAAAGUGGUGAUUAUGAUGGAGACAUUCGAAAGACUGUAACAAAAUCAUUUGAAGACUUUCCUCAACCCUUUUCAUCUAUGAGAACAAGUUAUUUGCAGACAUCAUACAUAAAGAAAAACUUCAACUAUGUUGAAAUCAAGGAGGUACUACUUGGAAAAAAGCUUUCGAGAAAAGUUUGGAAAAAUAAACGGUCCCUUGUAGAGAAGGACGAGACUUUUGUUUAUAUUCCACUGAUUGAGAGCCUGUGCCAACUUUUGUCAAACAAGAGAAUUGCUAAACUAGUUAUCAAAAAGCCCAACCAGUGUGACCGUGAUAUCUAUUAUGACAUUUGUGAUGGCCAGCUCUUUCGAACUGAUAAGUUUUUUUCAGAUCAUCCUGAUGCAUUGCAAAUCAUCAUAUACCAUGAUGCAGUUGAGGUUUGUAAUCCUCUUGGAAGUCAAGCUGGUAAACAUAAGCUGGACAUGUUUUAUUACACAUUAGGAAAUUUUAACCCAAAGAUUAGAUCCAAGCACUGCGCCAUUCGGUUGUUGGGCAUAGCAAAUGCAAAACUGGUUAAAAAGUAUGGUUAUAAUGCCAUAUUGAAACCUAUCAUUGAAGAUAUCAAGAAAAUUGAAAGUGGCUUUCCUUGUGUUGUAAAUGGUUCUGAAAGACUUGUUUAUGGAAAGGUAAUCAGUUGCACUGGUGACACAGAGGGCCAACAUGAAUGGGGAGGUUACAAAGUUGGUGUAGGCUUUGCAUUUCAGAAAUGUCGGCAUUGCCAGUGCACUUAUGAAGCUAUGCAGCAGAGUUUUUAUGAAGAAGACUUCAUACAAAGGACAAAAGAAAGCUACAAUCGACACUGCGAUGAAAUUGAACAAGCGCCAACUGAUCAACACAAGAAUGACUUGGGUACUACCUAUGGCAUUAACCACCGUAGUCCCCUUUGUGAUCUUAACGGUUUUGAUGUCACUAAACAAUUGCCACAGGAUAUCAUGCACACUUUGCUUGAAGGUGUUGUUCAAUAUGAGCUUCGUCACAUAUUGGCAUAUUACAUGGAAAAUGGACAUUUUACGCUAAUUGAACUAAAUGCUGCAAUUGCUUCUCAAACCUAUGGCUAUAGUGAGGUUUCUGAUAGGCCAGGUCCUUUAAGAGAGUCUGUAUUUCAAGGGGAGGAUGGUUACAAAUUGAAAUUCAAAGCUUCCCAAACACGAUUAUUCCUGAGGCUUCUACCAUUUAUUUUGUGUAGCCUAAUUCCAGCUGGUGAUGAUUAUUAUACUCUAGUAACUGAGCUUAUUGAACUCUGUCAGAUUAUUUUCUCCCCUGUCAUCACAUUGCCUACAAUCAACCUGUUGAAAAUGAAAAUUGGUCAACACCUGCAGAAUUUCAAGGAACAUUUUCCUGGCCUAAAUAUCAUCCCGAAGCAGCAUUAUAUGAUCCAUAUCCCUUCUAUGAUCAAACACCUUGGACCGCUGAUCAGACAUUCAUGUUUUGGCUUUGAAUCUGCCCACAACUAUUUCAAGGAAUUAGCUCGCAAGCAAAAUUUCAAGAAUUUACCAAAAUGA
Dendronephthya gigantea is the source of this 2127-nucleotide messenger RNA. RefSeq lists its product as uncharacterized. Lineage: Eukaryota; Metazoa; Cnidaria; Anthozoa; Malacalcyonacea; Nephtheidae. Bases 1 to 2127 code for a protein of 708 amino acids. The record is from RefSeq and is a predicted model, not a curated record. The transcript is spliced from 3 exons.